Messenger RNA from Daucus carota subsp. sativus, 1786 nucleotides. RefSeq names its product transcription factor E2FB. Gene Ontology annotation, biological process: regulation of transcription by RNA polymerase II. The coding region runs from base 228 to 1478 and encodes 416 amino acids. The transcript has 14 exons. Gene Ontology annotation, cellular component: RNA polymerase II transcription regulator complex. Gene Ontology annotation, molecular function: protein dimerization activity; RNA polymerase II cis-regulatory region sequence-specific DNA binding; DNA-binding transcription factor activity, RNA polymerase II-specific. NCBI's taxonomy places the organism in Eukaryota, Viridiplantae, Streptophyta, Magnoliopsida, Apiales, Apiaceae. The record is from RefSeq and is a predicted model, not a curated record.
AAGGGGAGUUCGCUGCUUCCCUCCACAUCUAUAUCCGAACCAAAUUCCCUCCCAUCCUCCUCCAUCUCUCUCUCUCUCUCUCUACUUGUUUAAUUCAGCAGCACCUUGUUACCAAUCAGAUCUUACUCAUUCAUCCACUUCAAUUGGCUGAACUAUUCAUCUCCCUCUACAUAAAUCCCCAAGCUUCACUAAUUCCCCGGCCCUGAUUCAUCCGAUCACAGCUCACCAUGUCGGCUCCCAAUCGGAAUUCUCUCCGGCCGCCGCUCUCUGAUCACCGCCGCUUCUCCUCCGCCGCCACGUCAUCAGACGCCGCCGUACUUCAAUCUCCUCAAAUGAAGCGCAAAUUUGAAGGGCCCGAGUUUGAAGGAGAUUUUAACAAGCAGAACCCAAAUUCUGGAUUUACUGAAGAUGUCAGCAGUCCUUUUCAGAGACCUGCGCCUAAAAAAGGUGGGAAGCCACAGAAAGUACCAAGGAUUGCUAAGUUCAACCAGACUGCAUCUACUCCUGUAUCAGGUGUUGGUUCCCCUUCAGCCAACAACCCUACUCCAGCUGGUCCCUGUCGCUAUGAUAGCUCUCUAGGUCUGUUAACCAAGAAGUUCAUAAAUCUAAUCAAACAUGCAGAAGAUGGUAUUCUUGAUCUAAAUAAAGCUGCUGAUACAUUAGAGGUGCAGAAGAGGCGGAUAUAUGAUAUUACAAAUGUUCUAGAAGGAACUGGUCUCAUAGAAAAGAAGCUCAAAAACAGAAUUCAGUGGAAGGGAAUUGAUGCUGCAAUGCCCAGGGAUAUUGAGGAGACUGUUGGUAGCUUACAGGCAGAUGUUGAACAUCUUUCCAUGGAGGAACACAGUUUGGAUGAAAAAAUAAGAGAAGCACAAGACAAAUUGAGAGACCUAAGCGAGGAUAAAAAUAAUCAAAGGUGGCUUUUUGUCACUGAAGAAGAUAUCAAGUUGUUGCCCUGCUUUCAGAAUGAAACACUAAUAGCAAUAAAAGCUCCACAUGGCACUACCCUUGAAGUCCCUGAUCCAGACGAAGCUGUCGACUAUCCUCAGAGGAGAUAUCGAAUUGUCUUGAGAAGUACCAUGGGUCCCAUAGAUGUUUAUCUUGUCAGUCAAUUCGAGGAAAAGCUUGAAGAAUUUAAAAGUGCUGAGGCACCCCAAAGCCUUGCUCCAGUAACAGCCGAAGAAAGCAGGGGAACUGAGACUGAAAUGCAGGUGAAGGAAGACAAUGCAAAAUGCUCAGACUCUAUUACAUCUCAAGACUUUGUGAAUGGGAUCAUGAAGAUAGUUCCAGAUGUGGACAUUGAUGCAGAUUACUGGCUUAUAUCUGAGGGCGAUAUUAGCAUUACAGAUAUGUGGAGUACAGGGUCUGGAAUUGAAUGGAAUGAGAUUGGGCAACUUUAUGAUGACUACACAGUUGCUAACUUUAGCAGACCUCUCUCCAGUGCAGAAGCCCCUUCCUCUGUUAAGAGCACAGAAAAGUGACCUGGUGUAUAUGUUAAUACAUAAUUAAGCAUUUGGGAGAAUAAUCGAGUGAUCAUCCAGAAAGCCACUAGUUAAACCAUAAGGCAUUGUAACUCUCAAUAAUCAUCUGAAUGUAUCUCUGUAGUAAGUCACAGUAGUAAGCUGUAAAACGUAAGGAGCCAUCUUGUUUGAUGUAUAGUAGUGUAAUAUUAAUGAUGCCCGUUUAGGAGUAAAAGAAUGGUCAUCAAAUUUUCCGAUUUUGUUCUUUGUAUGUUAUUGGUAAUAGCAAGAGAAAUCAUGACAAGUGGGUACCUUCAGGUUUGCAAGCA